Molecule: messenger RNA, 1838 nt
Organism: Triplophysa rosa
Lineage: Eukaryota; Metazoa; Chordata; Actinopteri; Cypriniformes; Nemacheilidae
Gene: gpa33b
Product: glycoprotein A33 (transmembrane), paralog b
Exons: 7
Coding region: 1-1467 (488 amino acids)
Cellular component (GO): plasma membrane
Source: RefSeq, a predicted model, not a curated record
AUGACGAACUGGAAACUGAUUUUUUGCUGCUUUCAUUUAAUAUCAGUGAUGUCUGCUGGUUUUGGAUUGGAAGUGACUAUGAGUCAAGAAUCCCUUGAGGUUGCCCGGGGUGAUGAUGUCACCCUUACAUGUAAUUUUAAACCUAAAAAUCAAAACAAUCCUCUUACCAUCAUCACAUGGAGCGGUGAUGCUGAUGGGACUGCACAGAAGGUUAUUUUUGGGACCUACUACUCCGAAAAUAAUUUAGUAGACAUUGGACCAGAGUAUGAAGGUAAAGCCUCCAUAGCGACUGAACUUGCCGCUCGAAAGUCAAUGCUGACACUAAAACAAGUAUCAAUGAAAGAAAGCAGAAAAAUCAGAUGCUAUGUUCAGAUUCCUGGGGACAACGAGGGUCAGACCUCUGGCACUACCUUCCUUUUGGUUCAGGUUCCACCAUCAAAACCCAUCUGUAAGUUAGUAGGCACAGCAGAAUACGGACAGAAUAUUAGCCUAACCUGUGUCUCUGAAGAGGGCUCUCCAACCCCUACGUACAAAUGGGAGGGAUAUGAUGUCAAAAACGUCCUCCGACCAUUUCCACCCAAAACCACUGAAAAGGAUGGAGUUUUGUCUCUGUUCAAUGUAUCCAUGGAGACGUCAGGCUUCUAUGUCUGCCUGUCAAGCAAUAAGGUUGGAUCAGAAAAAUGUAACUUCACCUUGUCUGUAAUCCCUCCCUCUAUGAAUAUUGCUUCCACAUUAGGCAUUGUUGGUGGUUGUAUUGCUGGAGUUGCAUUGCUUAUCAUAAUAAUUUUCUGCUGUUGUCGCAAACGUAAACAGAAACCGGAGGAGUAUGAAGUGGGAACUCCUGUAGUGGAAUAUCUUGACAAACCAUUAGCAGUAGUAGCAGAAGACUACAAAGACCAAAGGAUGAAAAACAUUGACGAGCAAAGUGAGAAAGUUAACCACGAUGACGUCAGAGAUAACUAUGAUGACCGCAUGGGUAUUCGUGAUGACCUCAGUAAUCGGGAUGAUGACCGCAAGGGUAGCCGUGAUGAGCUCAGUUAUCGUUAUGAUGACCAAAGAGGUAGCCGUGAUGAGCUCAGAGUUCGGUACGAUGACCGCAAAGGAAGCCGUGAUGACCUCAGAGAUCGGUACGAUGACCGCAAAGGAAGCCGUGAUGACCUCAGAGAUCGGUAUGAUGACCGCAGAGGUAGCCGUGAUGAGCUCAGAGAACGGUACAAUGAACGCAGAGGUAGCCGUGAUGAGCUCAGAGAACGGAACGAUGAACGCAGAGGUAGCCGUGAUGAGCUCAGAGAACGGAACGAUGAACGCAGAGGUAGUCGGGAUGAGCUCAGAGAACGGUACGAUGAACGCAGAGGUAGUCGGGAUGAGCUCAGAGAACGGUACGAUGAACGCAGAGGUAGUCGGGAUGACCUCAGCAAUAGGUAUGAUGAUAAAAGAGAACGCCAUACUGUAGGUAUAAUUGAGUGAGUAUUAUGAACAACAAUGGUAAUAUAGCCCAUAACCAUGAAAUCGUCAAUCUACUUUUUUGCUAGAUAGUAAUAAUAUGUUAUAUAAAACAUAAACUCUAAAAAUGCUUGUCUCAAAAAGGGACAAACCCAACCUUUGGGUAAAUUAACCUGUGCUGGCCUGCUGGGUUGUUUCAAUUCAAAAUUCUGGGUUGUUUUAAACCAUUGUUGGGUCAAAAAUAAAUAUUUUCUGGGUUAAUUUAACGCAGUGGCUGGGUUUGUCCCUUUUUAUCCAACGCUGGGUUGGAACGAGUAUAAAAUCAUCAGUCAUAUUUCUAAAUCAUAGUAAAUAUAUUUUGAUUAUUUUUCAGAAUCAUCUGGGUAUUUUUUUGU